AUGUCCAGGUAUGCUGGGUACGGCAAGUGCGUGGAGGAGGGUGGUGAGGCGCGCGACUCCAGGGAGGAGGCUGUCACCAGCUCUGCUGAACAUCACCACUGGGACGAGAAACUGGACAAGUCCGUCAGUCCGUCCGUGGUGCUGUUUCAGCGGCCAAACCCGGAACUGUCCCAAGAAGUGACGCGUCUUCACCUCAUCCACUCGUGUCCACAACACACGCAGGCGGAUGAUGAUGAUGAUACAGGUGGCGGCCGUCGUGGCGCCCUCCAACUGUGGCAGUUCUUAGUGUCGUUGCUGGCUGAAGGCGCCCGCUGCGUCGCGUGGACUGGCCGAGGGUUGGAGUUCAAACUGCACGAGCCAGAGGAGGUAGCGAGACGAUGGGGCGCCCAGAAGAACCGGCCGGCCAUGAACUAUGACAAGCUGUCGCGAUCACUCCGAUACUAUUACGAGAAGGGGAUCAUGCAAAAAGUAGCGGCAUUACGAUCCGAAAAAUCGGAUCGACGACCCGGAUCGCACAUCCCUAGCCUGAAGCAACAGUUUGUGCCUUCCGGAGCACGGAUGGAUUUUCCGCUCGAAUUAGAGCGCCCGUCUGAUGAUUACUGAGGGAGUGUAGGAAGACUGAUGUUGGUCUGGCAUCGUAUAUAUGAACUGUUGGCUACCGAAUUUUACUUGCGCGAUGUAGGCUUCCUUACGUUGUGAACGCAGCGCCGGUAGUGCCAUCUCUUGAGGAGGCGUAAGAUUGUUUCCUCUAUGUUAGUUAUAUGUGGGGCGUGUUGAUGUCGCCGCUACAGGAGUAACCUCCAACUUUACUG
Messenger RNA from Chilo suppressalis (striped riceborer), 812 nucleotides. The record is from the annotation of a GenBank genome assembly. NCBI's taxonomy places the organism in Eukaryota, Metazoa, Arthropoda, Insecta, Lepidoptera, Crambidae.